Messenger RNA from Charadrius vociferus (killdeer), 1279 nucleotides. Its product is annotated as 5-hydroxytryptamine receptor 1A-like. Gene Ontology annotation, biological process: adenylate cyclase-activating adrenergic receptor signaling pathway; regulation of hormone secretion; regulation of behavior. Gene Ontology annotation, molecular function: G protein-coupled serotonin receptor activity. The record is from RefSeq and is a predicted model, not a curated record. Gene Ontology annotation, cellular component: plasma membrane. Lineage: Eukaryota; Metazoa; Chordata; Aves; Charadriiformes; Charadriidae.
AGUGACCGACGCCUCUUCCCACGUCUGCCUCCUGAAGCAACCCUCCCGUCCUGGCAUGGAUGUGGCCAAUCACACUACCUCCCCAGAGCACUCCCUCGAGGGUGCAGGAGGCCUCGGGGGCCUCGCCGAGGUGACCCUGGGCUACCAGCUGCUCACCUCCCUGCUCCUGGGCAUGCUCAUCCUGUGCGUUGUGAGUGGUAACACCUGCGUGAUCACAGCCAUCACCCUGGAGCACUCCCUGCAAACCGUGGCCAACUAUCUCAUCGGCUUGCUGACUGUCACAGACCUCAUGGUGUCCUUGCUGGUGCUGCUCUACCAGGUGCUGAACAAGUGGACACUGGGGCAAGUCACCUGUGACAUCUUCAUCUCGCUGGGCAUGCUGUGCUGCACCUCUUCCAUCCUGCACCUGAGCUCCAUCGCCUUGGACAGGUACUGGGCCAUCACGAACCCCAUCAACUAUGUCAAGAAGUGGACUCCCCAGAGUGCUGCCAUGCUCAUCAGCUUUACCUGGCUCAUCAGCUUCUUGAUAUCCAUCCCGCCCAUGCUGGCACCUGAGGACUGCUCGGACCCUGACACCUGCACCAUCAGCAAGGACUAUGGGUACACCCUUUACUCCACCUUCAGCACCUUCUACAUCCCGCUUCUCCUCAUGCUGGUGCUCUACGGCCGCAUCUUCAAGGCAACCCACUUCAGGAUCCGCAAGACCAUCAAGAAAGCGGAGAAGAAGAAAAUUGCCGACACUUGCCUCACUGUCUCCCCAGCCACUCUGCAGAAGAAAAGCAACAGGGAGCCUGGCAAGGGUUGGCAGUGGACUGUGGACCCUAAGCCCAGCACCUGUGUCAAUGGCAUGGUGCAGCAGGGCAAGGACGGGGCCACCCUGGAGAUCAUCGAGGUCCAGCACUGCAACAGCUCCUCCAAGACUCACCUGCUUCUGCCCAGCAAGGCAUGUGGAUCCCCGCUGCCACCCUCCUUUGAGAGGCGCAAUGAGAAGAAAAUGGAGGCCAAGCGAAGGAUGGCUCUGUCCCAGGAGAGGAAGACUGUCAAGACCCUGGGCAUCAUUAUGGACACCUUCAUCCUCUGCUGGCUGCCAUUCUGCAUUGUGGCACUGGUCCUGCCCUUUUGUGACAGUAAGUACUACAUGCCCGAGUGGCUGGGGGCAGUCAUCAACUGGCUGGACUACUCCAACUCUCUCCUCAACCCUAUCAUCUAUGCCUAUUUCAACAAAGACUUCCAAAGUGCUUUUAAGAAAAUUAUCUUGUGUAAAUUUUGCAGGCAGUGA